AUGUCUGAUAGCAAGUCUCCGUUUGAGAGAGAGCCCAAUGCGUUCGAUGGGGAGACAUUGGACGAUCAAUGGGAUACAAGUAGUGAGGCCGUGAGCCUCGGUGCCGAGGGCGGAGAAGAUACCUAUGUCGAAAUACUCAGUGAAGGGCCAAGCUCCAUUCCUACUCACUGCAUCAGGAAGGGACUCAUGACCAGGCAGCCAGUACCGUUGGAUGUGGUGUAUCACGACGGCAGUCAUGUCAGCGUGAACCAGCACUACGAAUUCUAA
Messenger RNA from Prunus armeniaca (apricot), 267 nucleotides. NCBI's taxonomy places the organism in Eukaryota, Viridiplantae, Streptophyta, Magnoliopsida, Rosales, Rosaceae. The record is from the annotation of a GenBank genome assembly.